GUGUUUCCCGCGCAGGCUACCCCAGUUCUCCGGCGUACGGCGCGGCCAUUCGUACAGGCGCCGCUGCCGCCGUCAUGGGUUUCCUGAAACUGAUUGAGAUCGAGAACUUCAAGUCGUACAAGGGUCGACAGAUUAUCGGACCAUUUCAGAGGUUCACCGCCAUCAUUGGACCCAACGGCUCUGGUAAGUCAAAUCUCAUGGACGCCAUCAGCUUUGUGUUGGGUGAAAAAACCAGCAACCUGCGGGUAAAGACCCUGAGGGACCUGAUCCACGGAGCUCCUGUGGGCAAGCCAGCUGCCAACCGGGCCUUCGUCAGCAUGGUCUACUCCGAGGAGGGUGCUGAGGACCGCACCUUUGCCCGUGUCAUUGUUGGGGGUUCCUCUGAGUACAAGAUCAACAACAAAGUGGUCCAGCUACAUGAGUACAGUGAGGAAUUAGAGAAGUUGGGCAUUCUCAUCAAAGCUCGUAACUUCCUUGUCUUUCAGGGUGCUGUGGAAUCUAUUGCCAUGAAGAACCCCAAAGAGAGGACAGCUCUAUUUGAAGAAAUCAGUCGCUCUGGGGAGCUAGCCCAGGAGUAUGACAAGCGAAAGAAGGAAAUGGUGAAAGCUGAAGAGGACACACAAUUUAAUUACCAUCGUAAGAAAAACAUCGCGGCUGAACGCAAGGAAGCCAAACAGGAGAAAGAAGAGGCUGACCGCUACCAGCGCCUGAAGGAUGAGGUGGUGCGAGCUCAGGUACAGCUUCAGCUCUUUAAGCUUUAUCAUAAUGAAGUAGAAAUCGAGAAGCUCAAUAAGGAACUGGCUUCUAAGAACAAGGAAAUUGAAAAGGACAAGAAGCGUAUGGACAAGGUAGAGGAUGAACUAAAGGAGAAGAAGAAGGAGCUGGGCAAAAUGAUGCGGGAACAGCAGCAGAUUGAAAAGGAGAUCAAGGAAAAGGAUUCAGAACUGAACCAGAAGCGGCCUCAGUACAUCAAAGCCAAGGAGAAUACCUCCCACAAAAUCAAGAAGUUAGAAGCAGCCAAGAAGUCCCUACAGAAUGCUCAGAAGCAUUACAAGAAGCGUAAAGGCGACAUGGAUGAGCUGGAAAAGGAGAUGCUGUCAGUGGAAAAAGCCCGGCAGGAAUUUGAGGAACGGAUGGAAGAGGAGAGUCAGAGUCAGGGCAGAGACUUGACUCUGGAGGAGAAUCAGGUGAAGAAAUACCACCGGUUGAAAGAAGAAGCCAGCAAGAGAGCAGCUACCCUGGCUCAGGAGCUGGAGAAGUUCAAUCGAGACCAGAAACGGAAGAAAGUAGAGACAGAGGCCAAGAUCAAGCAAAAGCUGCGGGAGAUUGAAGAGAAUCAAAAGCGGAUUGAGAAACUGGAGGAGUACAUCACAACUAGCAAGCAGUCUUUAGAGGAGCAGAAGAAACUAGAGGGGGAGCUGACAGAGGAGGUGGAAAUGGCCAAGCGGCGUAUCGAUGAGAUCAACAAGGAGCUGAACCAGGUGAUGGAGCAGCUGGGGGAUGCCCGUAUUGACCGCCAGGAGAGCAGCCGCCAACAGCGAAAGGCAGAGAUUAUGGAAAGCAUCAAGCGCCUGUACCCCGGCUCUGUGUAUGGCCGCCUCAUUGACCUUUGCCAGCCCACACAAAAGAAGUAUCAGAUUGCUGUAACCAAAGUUUUGGGUAAGAACAUGGAUGCCAUUAUUGUGGACUCGGAGAAGACAGGCCGGGAUUGUAUUCAGUAUAUCAAGGAGCAGCGUGGGGAGCCUGAGACUUUCUUGCCUCUUGAUUACCUGGAGGUGAAACCUACAGAUGAGAAACUCCGGGAGCUUAAGGGGGCCAAACUGGUGAUUGAUGUGAUUCGAUAUGAGCCACCUCACAUCAAAAAGGCCCUGCAGUAUGCUUGUGGCAAUGCCCUUGUCUGUGACAACGUGGAGGAUGCCCGUCGCAUCGCCUUUGGAGGCCACCAGCGCCACAAGACAGUGGCGCUGGAUGGGACCCUGUUCCAGAAGUCAGGAGUGAUCUCUGGUGGGGCCAGUGACCUGAAGGCCAAGGCGCGGCGCUGGGAUGAGAAAGCUGUAGACAAGUUAAAAGAGAAGAAGGAGCGGUUGACAGAGGAGCUGAAAGAGCAGAUGAAAGCAAAGCGGAAAGAGGCAGAGCUACGUCAGGUGCAGUCUCAGGCCCAUGGACUACAGAUGCGGCUCAAGUACUCACAGAGUGAUCUAGAACAGACCAAGACACGACAUCUAGCCCUGAAUCUGCAGGAAAAGUCCAAGCUGGAGAGUGAGCUAGCCAACUUUGGGCCUCGCAUCAAUGAUAUCAAGAGGAUCAUCCAGAGCCGGGAGAGGGAAAUGAAAGACUUAAAGGAGAAGAUGAACCAGGUAGAGGAUGAGGUGUUUGAAGAAUUUUGUCGGGAGAUUGGUGUACGCAACAUCCGGGAGUUUGAGGAAGAGAAGGUGAAGCGGCAGAAUGAAAUCGCCAAGAAGCGUUUGGAAUUUGAGAAUCAGAAGACUCGCUUGGGUAUCCAACUGGAUUUUGAAAAGAACCAACUGAAGGAGGAUCAGGAUAAAGUACACAUGUGGGAGCAGACAGUGAAAAAGGAUGAAAAUGAGAUAGAAAAGCUCAAGAAGGAGGAACAAAGACACAUGAAGAUCAUAGAUGAGACCAUGGCCCAGCUACAAGAUCUGAAGAAUCAGCACCUGGCCAAGAAGUCAGAGGUGAAUGACAAGAAUCAUGAGAUGGAGGAGAUUCGUAAGAAACUGGGGGGCGCCAACAAGGAAAUGACCCAUUUACAGAAGGAGGUGACAGCCAUUGAGACCAAGCUUGAACAGAAGCGCAGUGACCGCCACAACCUGCUACAGGCCUGCAAGAUGCAGGACAUCAAGUUGCCACUCUCUAAGGGCACCAUGGAUGAUAUUAGUCAGGAAGAGGGUAGCUCCCAGGGGGAGGAUUCAGUGAGUGGUUCCCAGCGAACUUCCAGUAUCUAUGCACGAGAGGCCCUCAUCGAGAUUGACUACGGUGACCUGUGUGAGGAUCUGAAGGAUGCCCAGGCCGAGGAGGAGAUCAAGCAGGAGAUGAACACACUGCAGCAGAAGCUAAAUGAGCAGCAGAGUGUGCUACAACGUAUUGCUGCCCCCAACAUGAAGGCCAUGGAAAAACUGGAAAGUGUCCGAGACAAGUUCCAGGAGACCUCAGAUGAGUUUGAAGCGGCCCGAAAGCGAGCCAAGAAGGCCAAGCAGGCAUUUGAACAGAUCAAGAAGGAGCGCUUUGACCGCUUCAAUGCUUGUUUUGAAUCUGUGGCCACCAACAUUGAUGAGAUCUACAAGGCCCUGUCCCGCAACAGCAGUGCCCAGGCAUUCCUGGGCCCUGAAAACCCUGAAGAGCCCUACUUGGAUGGCAUCAACUACAACUGUGUGGCCCCUGGCAAACGUUUCCGGCCUAUGGACAAUUUGUCAGGGGGAGAGAAAACAGUGGCAGCUCUGGCUCUGCUCUUUGCCAUCCACAGCUACAAGCCAGCCCCCUUCUUCGUCCUGGAUGAGAUUGAUGCUGCCCUGGAUAACACCAACAUUGGCAAGGUUGCCAAUUAUAUCAAGGAGCAGUCGACUUGCAACUUCCAGGCCAUCGUCAUCUCUCUCAAGGAGGAGUUCUACACAAAGGCUGAGAGCCUCAUUGGAGUCUACCCCGAGCAAGGGGACUGUGUGAUCAGCAAAGUCCUGACCUUUGACCUCACCAAGUAUCCAGAUGCCAACCCCAACCCCAAUGAGCAGUAGCAGUUCUGCCCUCCCGCCCAAUCUGGGUCCCUAAGCUGUCCCUCUCUUAAUCUCUGGAUGUUUGGCUCCCAACCUUCCCCUAUUUGCUAUAGUCAUGGGAUUUAGCACUGCUAUCAAGCAUGAAGAGGAACAUAGGUGAUGUUAGGUCUGGAGCAAAAACUCCUGAGCCACAGGGAGCAUCCUGGCCUCUGGAAGAAGGUGCUGAGCUGGACAGGGCCAUCUGUCCAUUCCCGUCUUCCUGCCUCCCAGAACCUCCCCCCGCAUCACCCGUAAUUAUGAGUUUAUGGGGCUUCUUGCAUAUUGCUUGUGUGUGGAUAUGUGUGUAUGUGUGUGUCCCCAAGUGCAUGUGGGUAUGUUUGCAAAAUAAUAAAGAUAUCGGAGACCCAUUUUAGAAGAGGCCUAGGCUAAAUUUGACUCCAAGAGAGCUUAGUGUGACAGCACCCCAGAGCUGGGCAAAGAUAUUCAGGACUUCAUAGGAGUCAGGCAGUCACAUGAAACUGUCUUCAUUUAUCCAUUUGUAUUUUUAUUUAUUCAUAUAUUCAUCGGAGACAUACUGAACAACCUCUGUCAGGCUCUUUCCUAGGAAUACAGAGCUGAAUCUGACAUGAUCCCUCCUAUUAAGGAGAUGCUAUGGGUUCAUGAGUUCCCGUGGUUGACUGAACCACGUCUAUAGGCACUUAGAAUUUGAGAAGAGGACGGUCACCUCCAGGCUUCCUGGAGAAGGUCACAUUUGAGCCGUACCUCGAUAACUCAAUAGGAUUUGAUUAGGCACUAGGAGCAGAGCCUGGGCUCUGGGGAUAGUUGCAGGUUUUAGUCUUUUUUUUUUUUUUUUAAUCACUCACUAGUUUGACGUUGGGCAAGUCAUUUGACCUUUCUGUGCCUCAGUUUCCUCAUCUGUAAAAUGAGGUUAACAAUAUUACCUACCUCAUAGGAUUUAAUGAUGUCAGGCUCCUCACUGGAGGCCUUAUCCUUGCUUGGAGCCCACUAGGUGCCAACCCCUCAGAAUACAGCCUUCUCAUGCCUGGACCCCUGAGUGCUUCUGAUCCCAGUUGUUAGGGACAUAAGGAGCCUCCAAAUCUUGGAGAUACUGAAUGCCCUGGUUACUGGGAAAGUUUCAGGGCACUGAUGGGGUUUACCUGGUAAGUAGAAGGCCUAAGGAAAUCUGUAGCUCCAAUCAUCUAUAAUAACUGGGUGCUUAAGCCCCAACCUGAGUUGUGAGGAAGUGGGGGAGAGGUAGCAUGGCCCACACCCCAGCCAAAUCCAUGUGACGUUCCUUUUGGGAACUAACCACAUUAGCGGCAGGGACCAUGUAGAGGCAGCACAGCCUGCUGCCAUGAGGUCAGCCUUUGCUCAUUCAUAUGUAUCGUCAGACUAUUACCUUGUCCCAGUCUGUAUACUGCAUUUUUGUUUUUUAAAAGUUAAAUGAGUUCUGAUUACCCAAGAGUGCAUGAAGUCAUUCUCUUUUUAAGAAAUUAGGUUGUUACAAGUAAAGCUAGGCUUAUUCAGCUACCAUUCCCCCCUUUUUAACUGCUGUUCUCUUUGUUGUACAUCUAUCUAGACUUUGUUUUAAGACUUACAUAUAUGAAAUCAUUGGAAAUUUUAUUGUGUUUAAUGCAAAUGGUAUAUGGAGUCAUUCCGCAAUUUGCUUUCUUUGCUUAAUGUUCCUGAGAUCUAUGCAUGUUGCCAGUAGAUUCAGGUCACCUUUGUGAUUGUAUAGAUUGCCAUUAUGACUACCACAUUUUACUUACCCAUUUAUCUUGUGAUAGUAAGACUAUUUUGCUCUUACAAAAUAUUACAUAGGAGUAAUAUGUGUGUGUGUGUGUCUGAAAAUUUACCUAUGAUCGAUUCCUAAAAGUUGAAUUGCAGAGUCAUAGGCUAUUUAUAUUUUUGUUUUUAAUAGACACUUCCAAAUUGCCCUCCUGUACUAUUUACUCAAUAUUUUUCUUGAGAUUGUCUUAGGUGUAACAUCAUUAUCUACUUCAGUUUCAUCUUAAGUAGUGAUAUCCGUGAAAUCAUGGGUUUGAUGUGCUGUUGUUUUUUUCUAAUGCAUAUUAAAAGGUAUAAUUAUCAAAACAAAAUAAA
Pteropus alecto (black flying fox) is the source of this 5828-nucleotide messenger RNA. RefSeq names its product structural maintenance of chromosomes 1A (gene SMC1A). Gene Ontology annotation, biological process: sister chromatid cohesion. The coding region runs from base 75 to 3746 and encodes 1223 amino acids. Gene Ontology annotation, cellular component: cohesin complex; chromosome; nucleus. NCBI's taxonomy places the organism in Eukaryota, Metazoa, Chordata, Mammalia, Chiroptera, Pteropodidae. Gene Ontology annotation, molecular function: protein binding; ATP binding; ATP hydrolysis activity. The transcript is spliced from 26 exons. The record is from RefSeq and is a predicted model, not a curated record.